GCGUUCUUGAAGAAAGCCGGCGACGACGUCUGUCAUUAUUCUCGCUUUUCUUCUUCCGCGUCAAAUCAACGACAUCCACGAUGCUUCGCCUCAUGCCGCGGGAGCGGUCGCGUUCCGAAGGCGCGUCAGCGCCCGUCCGAACGUUGCGCCGGUGCGCAUCGCUCGACCUACGCCUCUGCUGCGUCUCGGCCUGUCGCCGGUACGCCAAAGAAGCCGACGUCUGCCUCCUCCACAACCGCGAGCGCACAACCCUCCGCCUCGCGCUCGAGCCCGUGCGCGAGAUUCACCAUGGCGCAACGGCAGCCAUCUCGACACCGCACGCGCAGCGUGACGCCUUCUCGUGGGCCGAACCGUCCAUGCAUCCCACGCGCGCCAAGGACACGUCGCGCCAGCUCGACGAGAUCGCGCCCAACCGCAACGCGCGGUGCCGGGUCGCGUCGUGCACGUCGUAUGCGCGCAACGGUGGCUGCUGCACGCGCCAUGGCGGCGGGCGCAAGUGCCUCAUGGAACACUGCACGACGCCAUCUCAAACCGGCGGACUGUGCCGGCUCCACGGCGGCGGCACGCGCUGCAAGCUCGAAGGCUGCACGAAAUUUGCUCGUGUGCGCGGCCUCUGCUCGGUGCACUUCCGCUUCGCCGACGUCCAGGGCAUGUGAAACGCAAGGCGCGACGGACAACAUCGCCGUAGGUCGUCGCCGCGUAUUUAAUCUUAUAUAUACUAUAUACCGCGCGCAAGAAACCUUCGUGUAAUCGGUAUAAGGUGCACGGG
Saprolegnia diclina VS20 is the source of this 769-nucleotide messenger RNA. RefSeq lists its product as hypothetical. The transcript has a single exon. The coding region runs from base 81 to 656 and encodes 191 amino acids. The record is from RefSeq and is a predicted model, not a curated record. Lineage: Eukaryota; Oomycota; Saprolegniomycetes; Saprolegniales; Saprolegniaceae.